GGCGGGUAACAUCAGAGCUGAGCUCACGUCCAUCGCCGGGGGUCCUAAAAAAACUCGGCGGGAAGAAAGCGAGCAAAGGAGAGAUUCCUUCCCGCCCCAACUUGGCCUCCGGCAUGUGCAGGUCUUUUUAAAAAAACCCCGGCGAGCGAUCCUCCAUCGGGACGCGCGGUAGGUAUCAGCAUUCGGCAGAGAGAGCAGCAGCUAGUCGCCCUCCUUCCCAAGCAACGAGACGAUUCCUCUGGCCUCCGCCAGGGAAAGGCAUCAAUCAGGUCAAGCCCAACUGGUUCCCCUUUUUCUUUUUUUCCUUCUUUUCUCCAUCAUGUGCCACCACCUCAACUUCCAUUUUGGAAACAAGAUUUUGAACCGGUCCGGCCGGAAAAAGAUGUAGAUAUACUACAAUAGCCCGAGUUCCGAUCAGCCGGAGGCUUAUUUUUAGCCCAAGUUGCGAGAUCGAUGACAGUGCUUAGGGCAAUAAACAAACACGGGCGACACAUCACCCGAGGCCACUUGUACGCCGCUCCGGCCUCCGGCACUGCUGCGCUGGGGGCUCUGGAGAAGGCGCAGGGAAAUUUCUCAGGGAGGGGUCGCCCGUCGGUGCGCGGGGGCACGUGACAGCGAUACGCCCGGAGGCCAAGAUAAUCUUUGCAUCGUUCUUGGUCUCGGUUUCGGGGAGUUUUAUAUGGCCGCGAGGGUUCAAUUAUUAUCGAGUUCCUCUUCUCUCUCUCUCUCUCUCUCUCUUCCUCUCAUGUGUUGUUAAGCUGUUAAGCGGCGAAGCUAAAAAGGGGUGCUCGUCUGCUGCCCUGAAGGCUGGUCAAGUACGCUUCCGAAUUAAAAGCGCUCCGGCCUGCCUGCUCUCUCCUCCACGGCCGGCCGCGUCCCCUCCGCCCUCGCUCCCCGCAUUUCUUGAUUUCUUCUUCCACCGGGAACAAUGUCUCCGGCGCCGAGCUCGCAUCAGUCGCAGAUCAAUUCGAGGAAGGAGAAGCGCAUGAGGAAGGUGGACACCUUCGCGCCGCACAACGACGGCCACCAAUGGAGGAAGUACGGCGAGAAGAAGAUCAACAACACCAACUUCCCCAGAUACUACUACAGAUGCACCUACAAGGACAACAUGAACUGCCCGGCCACGAAGCAGGUGCAGCAGAAGGACCACAGCGACCCGCCAUUGUACGCGGUCACCUACUACAACGAGCACUCGUGCAACAGCGCCUUCCUCCCCCUCUCCCCCUCCGAGUUCCAGCUGCAGACCUCGUCGGGGAAGGCCGUCUCCAUCUGCUUCGACUCGUCGUCCGGGCCGGCGGCGCAAGAACCACCGUCGGUCGCGGCGGCGGCGGCGGCCACCAAUGCCAGCGGCGGCUCGCCCUCCUCCAGCGCCGCGGCGCGGCGAGGCACGCCCCCGGAGAUCAGCAACCCACCCGUGCUACGGCGGUCGGAGACGUACCCGUGGGGCGCGGGCGCCGUGGAGCAGAAACCGGCGUCCUGCAGCACCGAGUGCCACGACGCGUUCGCGGGUGGCGCCGGCGCAGUGCCGGAGGAGGUGGUAGAUGCGGGCAGAUUUGGGUCUAUCAGGUUCUUCCAUUUUUUGUAAAUUGAUCGGUGGAAGGCAAUUGAUUUUACUUCAAGAAACUAAUAUGAUACAGAUGUCUUUUUUUUUCUUUUUGUU
Messenger RNA from Panicum hallii, 1660 nucleotides. RefSeq names its product probable WRKY transcription factor 35. NCBI's taxonomy places the organism in Eukaryota, Viridiplantae, Streptophyta, Magnoliopsida, Poales, Poaceae. The transcript has 3 exons. Bases 929 to 1585 code for a protein of 218 amino acids. The record is from RefSeq and is a predicted model, not a curated record. Gene Ontology annotation, biological process: regulation of DNA-templated transcription. Gene Ontology annotation, molecular function: DNA-binding transcription factor activity; sequence-specific DNA binding.